AUGGCACGGUUUUAUAAUGCUCUAAGGUUGAUCCUUUGGGCUUUCUUUGUUUUCGUUAUAUUAUCUGCGCAGAGCGCAGCACAAGAUGUAGACGCACUCGCAACAAAGUCUCCAACGAAAACAGCGAUAGUUACAGUCACAGAAACCUCUCUGCCGUCCAAACCAACUCCAGAUACAGAAACUCCCACACCAAUUCUAGAAGAUGACCAAUCUUCUACGACAACUCCUCCUCCUCAAGUUCCUGCUAAGGAUAGUGAUGAUGCACUUCCUGGUUCAACUCUCGUUGUAAACAAUGUUGGACCUAUUGUUGCCGCUGUAACUGUUGUGUUUUUGCUACUAGCUAUUCUUAUCGCUACAUUCUUUUUCACAAGAAGAAAAAAACAAGUUAUAAAUAAUAUAACUGUAAAUGAAGCUCCUAAUUCAAAUAACGUUUAA
Messenger RNA from Funneliformis mosseae, 435 nucleotides. The record is from the annotation of a GenBank genome assembly. NCBI's taxonomy places the organism in Eukaryota, Fungi, Glomeromycota, Glomeromycetes, Glomerales, Glomeraceae.